AUGUAGGCAGGCAGGGAAAACCCCAGCCUGAUACAGACACUUGUCGCGGCCGCACGCGCGCGUAGCGGUUUGUGCUCUGUCCUGCCUACCUGCACCAACGUUCAUCCGCUAUAUAUUUGCCGCAACCGGCCGGGCACUUGCCACACUCGCAAUCCUUAAAAGUUCCAAACCCAAAGGCACACCUUCCUCGCUCCUUCCGUCCCCUACCUUCGUCCGGCCGGGUAUCUUAAGUUGCCGAGUUUCGGAAGGAGGUAUGGCAAUGGCGGUGGGUCGGGUGGGCGGCGCCGUUAAGCGGCUGUGCGGCGCGGAGGAGGAACGGGUGGUUGGCACGAGCAAGGCGCCGGGAGCGUGCCCGUGCUGCGGCGGCCCCGUGGUGGCGACGGACGUGGAGAGCGAGCGGCGCAUCCUGUGCCUGCCACUGUGCCUCAAGAACAAGCGAAAGUACUCCUGCUCCAGGUGCCUCCGCCGGCUCGUCACCCUCUACAGCUAGCUCCUCAAUCCAUCCAUCGACUAGCGCAGAGUCCAUUAAUCAGCUCGAGUUCUCUGGUUCUUGGCCGUGGAUGGCCGACGAUCUUCUAGUUCAGAAAUUCCAAUGAGUAGCUAGCAAGGUAGUAGAUGGUUGUCUGGUUGAUUAGUUAACACCGUCGAUCGAUGGUGCAUCGAUCACGUGAAGCGCUGCGCGCGACUGGAAGUAGAUAGCUGGUGUCUUGCAGUACCGUCUUUGUAAAUGGUGGCAGGGCUCGUACGCUCGUACCCGCUUCCGCCUGUUUAAUGCACAGGCCAGGCCAGUGUUGGAAUCAUCUCACUUACCGGCGUAACGACGAAACACCGUCACUCCAUGGCCAUGGCCAGACUCUUCAAUUCAGCCUUGUAUAUAUACGGCUGUCUUUAUGUAUAUUGUACUCCACUACUGAUGUACAAUUGUACAGUAGUGGCAGUCAUAAAUCCAGGCUUUGGCCGGUACCGUCAUGCCCAUGUACUCCAACACCGCAGACCGAUGCCCGUUGGUUACCUGUUCCUUUCGCGGGCAUCUCAC
Molecule: messenger RNA, 1036 nt
Organism: Lolium perenne
Lineage: Eukaryota; Viridiplantae; Streptophyta; Magnoliopsida; Poales; Poaceae
Source: RefSeq, a predicted model, not a curated record